AUUUUCAAAAAAAUUCUUAAAUUUUAAGAAUAAAUAUGAAUAUUGUACUAAACUAUUGUGAUAAAUAUAUAUUAUCACCCUUUAUAUAUUCUAAUAACUGGCCAGAGAAUAAUAUUUGGCGACAGCUAUUAUCUUUAACUGUGAUUGUUAAUAGUGGUGCUGCACUUAUAUAUAUUCUUGCAGCAACCCUUAGUUAUUAUUUUGUAUUUGACCAAACAUUGAAAAAGCAUCCGUUAUUUUUAAAGGAUCAAAUUUUUCUAGAAAUUAAUUAUGCCCUAAGAUCAAUUCCACUGAUGAGUAUACCUACCUUGGUGAUUUUUAUGCUUGAAAUUAGAGGGUAUAGCAAAUUAUAUGAUAAUCUUACUUUAUCCAAAUAUGGUUACUGCAGUCUAGUGAUGGAAGCCAUAUGCUUCAUAGCCUUUACUGAUGCUCUGAUAUACUGGAUCCACCGGAUGCUUCACUACCCCCCAGUUUAUAUCAAAUUCCACAAGCAACAUCACAAGUGGAAAGUGCCUACCCCCUUUGCCAGCCAUGCAUUUCACCCUCUUGAUGGCUUCGCCCAAAGCCUCCCUUACCAUAUCUAUCCCUUCCUUUUUCCUCUCUCUUCUCAUCUCUACCUCCUUCUCUUCGUAAGCGUUAACGUGUGGACCGUGAGUAUCCACGACGGGGUUUAUUCGGUUCCCACACGGCUAAAGUGGGCCAUCAAUGGCGCCGCCCAUCACACCGAUCACCAUCUGUUUUAUCGUUAUAAUUAUGGGCAGUUUACAACUAUUUGGGACCGUAUAGGUAGGACUUACAAAGAUCCCUCUAGUUGGAACGGCACCGGACCGGCCGAUUUAGUCAGAGUAAUAUUGAAUCAAGUGAAUGGGAUCAAUUGUUCCACCAAUGAUGCAUCACGGAAAAGAGAAGGGUACGAGAAAGUGACGAAUGAAGGGAAGAAGAAGGUACUUUGA
This is a messenger RNA of Gordionus sp. m RMFG-2023, 953 nucleotides long. Its product is annotated as lathosterol oxidase-like. Gene Ontology annotation, molecular function: iron ion binding; C-5 sterol desaturase activity. The coding region runs from base 36 to 953 and encodes 305 amino acids. The record is from RefSeq and is a predicted model, not a curated record. Gene Ontology annotation, cellular component: membrane. The transcript is spliced from 4 exons. Lineage: Eukaryota; Metazoa; Nematomorpha; Gordioida; Chordodea; Parachordodidae.